AUGCCUCCAGAGAAUAAUAAUAAAUUUGUUCAAGUUAACUUGGAACAAUUAGAUGUUGCAAAAUCUAGUCAACAAUUUCUUUUAUCCCACCAUCAUGUUAUUCAUUUACAAAAAAAUUUCUCUACAGAAGUUAGAGCUAUUUUAGAUAUCAAGAAAUAUAUUCCCAAUGCUUCUAUUAUUCUUAAUGAAAAAAGUACAUUGUUAGAUACAAUUAUUAAUAAUUUGGUUUAUGAGAUUAUUUUAAACAACAAUUUAGAAUAUUCUUCUUAUAUUGAUGAUGUAAAAGAAAAAAUUUUUAAUUAUUCAUAUAAUUCAGAAAUAAAAAAUUCUUUAGAAUUAUUAUGUCUUAAAAAUGUAAUAACACCUAUCAAAAUUAUUGAUGAUGGAAUUUUUAAAGAUCAAAAAUGUUUAACAAUUUAUUGUGAUAUUGAAAAUAUUUCUCAAUGUUAUGUUGGAAUUUGUAAAUUACAAUCACCAACAAAUUUUAGUCAAUUUCUAGAGUCAUUUCAAUAUAUUUCACUUGUUAUUGGAUCUGUAUCAUCAAAACUUACCAAAACAUCAUUUGAAGUUGGGAGGACUAUUUCAACAAUUUUAAGUGAUGAUUCUUUAAGAUUAGAGUUAGAAGAUAUAAAUGAUAAAGAAAAAUUUAAGGCUAAAAUUAUGGAAUAUUCAAAAGAAUUAUAUAAAAUUGAUAAGGAUAAAGAAAUUGAAAAGUUUAAUGUCAACAACAAAUGGGAACCAUUAUUAUGUAUUAUCAAUGAUUUUAAAAGACGUUGGAAAUAUUAUUUAUCUGACUGGUGGGAUGGUUUAUCAGAUUAUCAUUCUAUCUCUAAAACUAUUUCAACAACUAUUUAUUUAUUUUUUAUUAUCCUCCUAACGACAAUUGCCUUAGGAAUGCUUAAUGAAAAUAACACAAAGUCAAAAAUAACUGUAUCUAACCAAAUUUUAUCUCAAAUUAUUGGUGGUAUAUUUUUUUCUUUUUUUGGUGGUCAACCAUUUCUUGUUCUUUUAUCAACAGCACCUAUAACUAUAUGUAUAUCUAUAUUAUAUCAAAUUUCAUUAAUUUAUAAUUAUAAUUUUUAUUAUCUUUAUACUUGGACUGGUAUUUAUACAUCAAUAUAUCUUAUAAUUUUUGCAUUAUUUCAAAUGUCAAAUAUAAUGAAAUAUGCUAAAAAAAGUCUUGAAGAACUUUUUGGAUUAUUUAUUAGUAUAUCAUUAAUAAUAAAGGCAACACAGGCAACAUAUUUUGCCAUUACAAGAUAUGACAAAAAUUGUACUAAUUCUUUAGAUAUUUUUUCAUGUGACAGAUCCAGUGGUUUAUUAUUUAUUAUUAUGAUUUUUGGAACAUUAUUUAUUUCAUUAUGGUUAUUUAGUUUUAGAUUAACAUCAUAUUUAAAUAAAUUUAUAAGAGAUUUAGUUGGAGAUUAUAGUUUACCAUUAGCUAUCCUAAUUAUGACAAUUAUUGGAACAACAAUUUUUAAUGAUAUACCAAAGGAAACAUUUAUACUUAAUGAUAAUGAGACACUUUUAAAUAUUACACAAUUUUGGAAUUUAACAAAAGAUGGACAUAUAUUAGCAUUACAAUUAGCUAUACCAAUUUCAAUAUUAUUUUUUAUGGAUCAACUUAUUGUAACAAGAACAGUAGAUAAUGAUAAUAAUAAAUUAAAAAAAGGUUCAACAGUUAAUUGGGAUCUUUUUGUUGUUGGAAUAUUAAAUAUAAUACUUUCAUUACUUGGUUUACCAUGGAUGCAUGGAGCUUUACCUCAGUCAUAUCUUCAUUUAAGGGCACAGGCAGAUGUUGAGGAAAAAAUUGUUGAUGGAGUAUCUGUUGAAGUAAUAACAAAAAAUAGAGAAUCACGCCUUGCAAUUUUUUUAACUCAUAUACUAAUAAUUCCAACAUUCAUAUAUUUUUUACCAUAUCUUAACAAAAUACCAACAGCCGUCUAUCAUGGUCUUUUUCUAAAUAUGGCAUUAAUAUCAAUGAUAGGAAAUAAAUUAAUUGAUAGAAUAUUAUUAAUUUUUACUCAACAAAAUUCAUAUCCAUUAACAAGUUGGAUACAAAAAGUUCCACAAAAACAAAUUCAUUUAUUUACCAUUUUUGAAAUAAUUCAAUUACUUCUAUUAGUAUGUAUAGGCUUUUCUGGUAAACCAUUUGUUGAAUUAUCCUUUCCUAUAAUAAUUUUUCUCUAUAUUCCCUUACGUCUAUGGAUUUUACCGUUCUUCUUUACAAAAACAAUUUAUCUUGAAUUUUUAGAUAGUUAG
Molecule: messenger RNA, 2262 nt
Organism: Strongyloides ratti
Lineage: Eukaryota; Metazoa; Nematoda; Chromadorea; Rhabditida; Strongyloididae
Product: Sodium bicarbonate transporter-like protein 11
Exons: 2
Coding region: 1-2262 (753 amino acids)
Biological process (GO): monoatomic anion transport; monoatomic ion homeostasis; transmembrane transport
Cellular component (GO): basolateral plasma membrane; plasma membrane
Molecular function (GO): solute:inorganic anion antiporter activity
Source: RefSeq, a predicted model, not a curated record